Plasmodium knowlesi strain H is the source of this 429-nucleotide messenger RNA. RefSeq names its product conserved Plasmodium protein, unknown function. The record is from RefSeq and is a predicted model, not a curated record. NCBI's taxonomy places the organism in Eukaryota, Apicomplexa, Aconoidasida, Haemosporida, Plasmodiidae. The transcript has a single exon. Bases 1 to 429 code for a protein of 142 amino acids.
AUGCAGGAUUCCGUAGAGGAAACACAUGAACAGGUCGAACUUGCUCGUCACAACGUAUCCCUCUUUGAGUUGUCAAGCGAAGACAAUUUAAAGGUAAACAUAAUAAACGACGACCACCAAAUGGUAAAUCAUUACAAAAGGAAACUCGCAAAUAAAAAAAUGCAAACGGUUAAAUAUUUUGAUAUAGACAUAACGGACGAUUUAAACGACAUCAAUGAUGCCUUGUGCAAACCGAUAGGAUUGAACGAUGAAGACCAUGAGGAGGAUUACGUUGAAUUUAAAGUGAAAAAGUUUAUGUCAUCUUGCGGUGAAGAUUCAUACGCUAGAAAAAUUCUGUUAAACGAUAUGGACAUCACAGUGAAGUGCGUCCCCGGUGGAGACACGCCCACGGGGAUGGUGGAGCAUAGCCAAGAUGAUGAAAUCAACUGA